This is a messenger RNA of Leptosia nina, 1302 nucleotides long. Lineage: Eukaryota; Metazoa; Arthropoda; Insecta; Lepidoptera; Pieridae. The record is from the annotation of a GenBank genome assembly.
AUGUCGACAGUUCUAUUGGCCGUUAUUGCAGUGAUACUAUGUAUACUUUUCCGAAUCUUAAACGUGAACAGCCAACCUCACAAGCCUCUUAUAUAUGGACGAGAUAAAAAUUUCAUUGAAAAUAUUCUUUUUAUUGCUCCCUUUCUGACUGAGCCUUAUAUACCGACACGGUUAUGGGGAUUCAGUGGGCAUGUACAGACAAUUCUGCACAGUCUAAUUGGUCGCGUCCGUUGUCCCUGGCCGAUUGGAGCACGAAUCUCCUUAGUCCUACCUGAUCGUUCUACUCUCACCUAUGAUCUGUAUGAACCUGUUGGAGCUGAACAUGAAGAUGACGUUACAGUUGCUAUCUGUCCCGGUAUCGGCAACACAUCGGAGAGUGUUUAUAUCAGAACCUAUGUGCAUUACUCGCAGCGCCAUGGGUACAGGUGUGCCGUACUCAACCACAUCGGAGCCUUGAACAGCGUACCUGUUACGGGAGCAAGAAUAUUCUCUUACGGUCACACAGACGACUUCAACUACAUGGUGGAGAAUCUCAUGGAGCGAUAUCCUAACACGAAGUUGGUUCUGGUGGGGUUCAGCCUCGGCGGUAAUUUGAUAACCAAGUACUUGGGCGAGGAGAGGAAGAGGCCGAAGAAUAUUAUCGGCGGGAUCUCUAUAUGCCAGGGAUAUAACGCUAUUGAUACAAUGGUCUACCUCCUCCAAUGGCAGAACUUCCGUCGCUUCUACCUGUACAUCAUGACAGACAAUUACCGGAACAUCAUAACUCGUCACAAGCGAAUGCUUCUCAACCAGGACAUGAAGAGUAAAUACAAGCUGGACGAGAAGAUGAUUGUCUCAGCCGGUACACUCCCAGAUUUGGACGAGGCUUAUUCUAGGAGAGUGUACGGGUUCAAUUCCGUGACAGAAUUGUACAAGUGGAGUUCGUCAGCGUUCUACUUGGAGCGAGUGAAGACUCCGAUGAUAUUCAUCAAUGCUAGAGAUGAUCCAAUAGUACCUGAUCCGCUCUUGCCCAUCGUCAGGGAGUUUGUUAGUUCGCACGACAAAAAGAUGUUUCUGGAGUCAGCGCAUGGCGGCCACUUAGGAUUCUAUGAAGGCGGACUUCUCUUCGCCAACCCUGUGACUUGGCUCGACCGUGCCCUCGUUGGCUUAGUUGGGGGCCUUCUCAUGGCACAUAAUAAGUGCUCACCAAAGGAACACGUCGAACACGCAGACUACACCGUCUCCGAUGAAGAGCCGGACUUAAUCAAAUCAGCAACGAUACUCUACCGCGAUCCGCUGGACAAAACCCAAUUACAUUCCUAA